Molecule: messenger RNA, 1908 nt
Organism: Penicillium griseofulvum
Lineage: Eukaryota; Fungi; Ascomycota; Eurotiomycetes; Eurotiales; Aspergillaceae
Product: putative C6 transcription factor
Exons: 6
Coding region: 1-1908 (635 amino acids)
Biological process (GO): DNA-templated transcription
Molecular function (GO): DNA binding; zinc ion binding
Source: RefSeq, a predicted model, not a curated record
AUGUCAUACGCUGCCAACAGCGAGAGCCCCACAGAUCCGGCGCCAAGAGAAGAAGAUGAUAAUGACGAUCUCGUGCUAGAGGAGGACGGAUCUUCAAGGCAAAAUGGUCGAGAAGAGACUCAGAUUGCGGUACCCGAGAAAUUUGUGAUCGUUGCCGUCAGCGAAAGCGAGAUGAUGAGGCGGUUAAGCCAUGAAUGCUGGAGCAAAAAUGGGGUUGUGGCUCCUGUUGGAUUGAGACCGCCAUCAAACCCCCAGCUUCAGUCUCGCCAAUCGCGAGUUGCUGGCAGUGACAACAGACCAGCCUCCGCAAAGCGCCAUCAGCCCUUCGAUGAAAUCAAAGGCGUCGAGUCUACGUUAUUUGCUCAUGUUAUAUUUGCGACCAGGUUUUUACAAGAAACUGUAGCAGUUGACCCGCACUCGAACGAUGCCGCCGAAAUGAGCCCGGCGCUGGAUGCCCUGCGGAGCAUGGUUAGCAUUCAAAAGCAGCAUAAUGAGGCAGUAGAAGAUUUACCCCCAUUCUCAAAGCCGAUUCCUCCGGGUCUCGAUCUUAGGGAUCUACCUAUACCUUCUAUGGAUCGAAUCCUCGCAUGCCUAAGGGCCGCUCAAGAACGGUUGUCCACCCAAUUUUAUUGGCCCUUUGAGUUUGGAUCUCUGGGAGACUUCACCCAAUACGUCGUCAAGGCGUGCUCGCCCGGACCAGUGACGGACAUGGAGCUGAUCAUCGUUCAUUAUGGUCUCAAUUGUCUCUUCACUGAGUGUGCUACUGUCGCUGUUGAUGAUAUAGCCAAGCAGGACCACGAGACACAGGCUCUCAUCUGCAGGGAUUCUCUCGAAAUAAUCCUAUCUAACCUAUCCUUCCACAUCACUACGAACAAAGACUCUGUUUGUGCUAUGUACAUGGCGACUCUUUACUGCCUCUACCAAGGCAAACCAUUUGCGGCGUGGGCAUUCAUAUCCAAGGCUUCCCUUAUGAGCCAGGCCCUUGGCUUGCAUAGCAAUUAUGCUAUCCUAUACGAAUCAGCAGAGGAAACGGCUCGCAAGACACGUCUGUUUUGGGCACUUUAUACCAUUGAGAAGGAAAUGGCACUACGCCUUGGUCGGUCUUCUACCAUCAGAGACCACGAUAUCACGGUACCUCGGUUAAUCCUUGACCGCAAGAUGACUUCCUUGAUAUACCACAGGCUGCCUGACUGGAUUGAUGUGGCCAGUCUAUACGGACGAGUAGGCGUUCCAUCGGGGCAAUCCUCCCGCUUGGCACUUUGUCCAGAAUGUAUCUCGUCUGCGAUACUUGCCAUCAAGGAGGUGGAACUGUGCAUCGCCAUGCUGGGAGACAUGGAAUUGCAGUCCCCCAGUCUCGACCGAUGGAUUAGCGAGAUAAUCUUCCUAGCACCCUUCAUGCCAUUUAUGAUCCUAUUUUGCAAUGUUAUUGAGACCUCCGACCUAAGUCACCUGGAUCACCUACAAAGAUUGGUCGAUAACCUGCAGUCGAUGGCACGGUCCCAGCGCUACUCCACUUGCAGUAAGCAACUGCAAAUCCUGAACGCUUUGUGCGACGUUGCCAGGAAGUUCGUCGAGACCAAGGCAACAAGAAAGCCAGAGGGGUUGAUGGGCGGUCACGUUACAGACCUAGACAUCAACAAUUACCUUGACGGUAACGAACUUUGGUUCGAUAAUGAGAGUCCCCCCUCCCCGAUCUUCCCGACACCCGAGCAUUUCCCAACCAGUGAUGCCCAAAGGGCAAGGGCAGCUUUUCCUACCGAAGGGACCGACAACCAAGGCUACCAAGUCGUGAAUGCUCCAUUCGAAUUUCAGCCAAGAGCCAACACUUUGGGGGUACAAUAUCAGCUACCUGGCUACAGCAUGGAGCUAGAUGCUACAAGUUCCCAGCUAGAAAGUUGGCUCCAUUAG